Messenger RNA from Daphnia pulicaria, 13613 nucleotides. RefSeq lists its product as uncharacterized. The record is from RefSeq and is a predicted model, not a curated record. Bases 397 to 13044 code for a protein of 4215 amino acids. The transcript has 3 exons. NCBI's taxonomy places the organism in Eukaryota, Metazoa, Arthropoda, Branchiopoda, Diplostraca, Daphniidae.
UACUUAAACAUGAUGAUAACACUGGUGACUUUUAUACAACCACGCACUUUGUUGAAGACGCGUCAAAGAAGUUAGAAAGUCGGCGUUGACUCGCUGUUAUACUUGCACUCUCAAAUCCCUCAAAUCACUAUAUUUUAUACGUGAAUAUUGUCAAAGUACCAAUAAUCAAUUUUCAGAACGUGAACCGCUUUGGUGAAGUGUGAAGGAGCAUACACGUUUUGAUUACCUCAGAUAGAAGAUAGAGACGGUGAACUGGUGAUGGUUGGUAACAAAUGCAAAAGCACCGGGAAUGCACGAAUCGUCCACAAGAUCAUGUCCAAUUGGAACGAAUUUAAAUGACAAAAAUUUGAAAUAAUUUUUAUCAAAACAGGAACACAGAAGACAACAAUAAUCGAAAUGACUCUUGAAUUUCAGCCAGUUUCUGAGAUUGGAAAAUUGUUGCUAGGUAGUCCAUUCUCCGGAAAUGUUGACGAUAUUCUUGCAAUCGAUUCAAAACUAACUGGCGAUAAAAGUAUCGUGCGUAUCUAUGUCCGUCACGGUGCCAAUCUGGUGGCAUUCAAUGUAUCAACUACCACCACCAGCAGAAGCAGCUCAACGAACCGAAAUAAUCCGACAGGAUGGACUCUACUCUGGAACCACCAGAUUUUCAAAGACGGCCAAAGGACAUCUUAUCCUUUGCGAGCUUACCCUUGGCUAGUCACCGACACCAUGUUGGAUGACGGAAGCGACGGAAUUGUCCUCCGCAACGAAGACGGUCUGGGCUUCUACCGGUUUGAUCCUCAAGAUAAGAACAGAACAUCAACUCAAUCAGGACCACUUCAAGGAUUGACUAGCGAUACCACCUUUCGCGAUUUGUACGGAUGGAAUAACCCAGACCAGUCACUCAUUUUAAUCGGCCGGUUCUAUCGCAAUACUCGGCUGGUUGGAAUCCUGAGUCGCCAAAAGAAAGAACAAGAAUCAGAAACUGCAGUUCAAUUUUAUGCGGCAGCCAAGGAUCGAUUGACGUCACGAAAACCGCAACCGCUUUUCCCCUUACAGAAGAGUAAGAUUUCCGCCGACACCUUCACCAGGAUAUCCGGAGCAAUUGAAUUGUACACGGCCGAUAUCAAACGUAGUGGACAAUACAGCAUUAUUUUGAGGACGGAAAAUCAAUUGGAAAUGUACACCUUUGAUGAAAAUUUUGCUCUUCCGCAAAUUGCCAAAGUGUCACUUGUAGACGGCUCAUGGACUUCCGGAUUAAAGGAACGAUUCUUCUUUGUCAAUCUGACCGGUCAGUCUUAUCUUGACGUUGUCCAAUUCAAUCGGCACGGAUUGUUCGUGUAUCAGCGGAAUAACAAAACCACCUCAGCGGCUGUGAUCCAGGACUACAAUUUCGUCCAUUAUCACGCUGGUUUUACUGAUGCCAACGGCUGGAUACCAGAAUAUGACGAAUCAAUUAAAUUAGUCGACACAAAUGGCGACGGCCGUGAUGACCUCCUCUUUACUGGUCCAAAAGGAUUGACGGUGCUCGGCUUCGAUCCUGUCGCUUUGAUUUGGGAAACUCUUCUGGACCCAACGUCUCAAAUAGCAAUUCCGCACCGUUUCGCCACUGUAGUUGGAGCUACAAGAUCGGUAACAAAUGGUUUGAAGAAAGAAUCCAUCUUGCUGACAGUUGACGAAAACAAAAGACUUUACAUGGGGAAAUUAUUGGCCAAGAAAAUUCAGCCACCGCCGAAAAAAUCUUCUAACAAAACUAAUCCUGUCAAAAAGACUCCUGCUGUUGACAAGAGCAAGUCUCAGGUAAAGAUCCCGCCGCAAGUGAAACGGACAACUCCGGUUUCGGAGAAGCCUCUGAUGAGAUGGACAGAGCAAUGGGCGGAACCGGUGUCGAUUCCGGACGUUGUCGAUCCCGUAAGCGGUUCCGUGCAUUUCCCGCUACCCGUUUUCGAACCGAGUCACUCCGAUCCUAUCCCUAAUCGAAUUUCGCUAUCAUACAACAGUCAACAAUCUUCCGUCUCCAAUCUUGUUGGUUUAGGCUGGACAGUUUCGUUGCCGGAAAAUUACAUUAUGGUGGAUUAUCGGGAUAGCAUUUUCCUGGAGGAUGCGGCAUUUUAUUUGAUGGUGGACGGGAUGUCGUUACAACUUAAACUUGUUGUUCCCGAAGGCCAGCAGGGUAGCAGUGAGGUCAAAAUUUUUAACGAGCCUUUUCAGCCUAAAUGGACAAUCGAAUUCCAUCAAACAGAACAGCGAUGGACUGUCGCCACUGAAAAAGAAAUAUUAAUUUUUGGAUCCACCGGUAAAGGGGCGAAAGAAGCCGUUCGCUGGAAUCUGAACUGGCCUCUAUGGCGAGGACCUGGAAAAGAUGUGAAAUCCUUGAAACGAGUUCCAGUCGCCUGGUAUUUAACGAAGCGCCAGGUGAAAGCUACCGGUCGAUCGAUUAUCUAUCAUUACGACAUUGAUUCUGAAGAUUAUAAAAAUUCGAAUCCUGUAUCUAGCUGGACGGCGGCCAUCCGGUUGAAACAGAUCAGCGUCGAAUCAUCAACGACAGUCACAUUCGACUACAAUUUAAAAGGAAGUAAGGAAUAUAAAUUAUUUGAUCACCCGUUUGAUUCUCGAAAUAACCAGAGCACUUCACUGAUCUUCCCGGUGUCGUUGAGAGAGUCUCAUUUCCUAGCGGGUUGCGACAUUGAAACCGAAGAUUACAAGCAAAGACUAGAAUUCAAAUAUCAAACGAACGAAAAAGGUAAACGAUUGUUGACCGCCAUUGAGCAGCCGAUACAAGCGGAACUACGUGAAUCCAUUUUUCAGUUCAGUUAUCAAGAAGAGGAUCCAUCAGUUGCGGGACGAUUGCUAAGAGAAAUCCAAUUGCCCAGCGGAUUAAAGGCUCAUUUUCAAUACGACACUGCUCCAGAAAUUGAAGUACCAGAUCCGCAUUCGUCUGUAGCGCAUCCGGUUGAUGAGCGUCCAGCCCUGGACUACAGUCAAGAUUAUGCGGUCAUGGUGUUCCGACAGCGUCAACUACCCGACAAGAUUCAAGUGAAAAUUCUGGACGCUGAUUCCCUACGAACAUCUGCGGAACUGUCGCCCAUACCAGCAGAAACCCAGGCGGAAGGUAAAGUCGUUUCCUAUGUCGUACGGUCCUUUGAAGACUUUUGCGUCGUCACACUGGAAUAUGAAAAAGUGAAAAAACAAAAAAGUUGUUUGUUUCAUCAUAGCAGUGAGAAGGGAGAGAGGAAAUGGUACAAGGAUCCCACCUGCUAUUGGUUCAAUCCCGAUGCCCAGAUCCAUUUCACCGAGGCAGGUGUCUCCGCAAUCAACGGUAAAUCGACAGACGUCAUUCAAAUAUUUCAAUUAUCUCCCAAUCGCUCUAAAUGGACUGAACAUCGUUUGAAAUUACCGUCCGGGCGGGAAGUCGUCCGUUUCGAAAUGCUGGGUCAUUUAAUCGUCGGAUACGACGACAGAAGUCUUUUUAUUUGCCAUCCAGACGGAUCGAAAAGACAAUGGCAGAUGCGCGUGAUUGAAGAAUUGCCCGGCUUGCUGAGCGGUGGAUCGGCCAUUGUCAAAAAGUUCCAAUUGCCAACCGAUCCGGAGAAAAUAUUGAACGACAUUAUCAAAAAAGACCUCUUGCAAUUGUCGAGCAACGCCAUUGCUCUUAGUUCGUUACACCUGAGCAGUCAGCAGCAAUUGAUGUUGCAAACUCGUUUGUAUCUGCUCGACGCCAAUUACAACGUGGCCCGCCGGAGAGAAUUCAACGUCAAAGGCCAAGAUAUUCUCAAAAUAAGAAGCGAAUUAGACGGUGGUGAAGGUACUAAAUUUACAUUGGGUUAUUACGUGACGAAAAGCGGUUUCUUUCGAGUGAAAGUCGUCAAUUUCUCAGGAAAACUUUUAGCUGAUGUUAGAAAAAAAUCGCACUCUUCACCCAAAAUGGAAGAUCUUUUGAAAGAAUUGAACGCUAAAAAAGAUUUUCAAAAUUUAUGUGAUCAGUCCUUUUUGAUUGAUUGGUCCGUACAUCGGACAUUGUUGACUCAAGAGGGAUUUCACGCUGGGAACGGAACAUUUAUACGAAUGACGGGUGAUGACUGGCAGCUGCAGGAAACUAAAAAGCCAGAGACGUCAAAAGAAACCAGAAAAAUUCCGCCCAAUGUAGUCUCUUUGGAUAAAUCGUUCAUCUUAGAAGAACCGCUAACCGAUGGCAAAGACAACGAACCGAAAACUGCAAGAAACUUGACGCUCUACGCACAGGAUCCCAUGAAACCAUAUCAGAAAGUUGGCCCGCUACUGCACCGGUUAGAAAUUAGUCCUCAGGAUCGGGUCGUCAAUCGCCAUCCAGUGUACUUGGCCUAUGGAACUCGAGAGAACAGUACGAAAGUCGUCCUCUUUUCGGAGGAAGGACUCAAAUUGGGAAAAGUUCAAAUUUUCCCUAACGAGGAGUUCUUGAGCGAAAGCAGCACUUAUGAACGGCUGACGACGCUGGCCAUUAAAUCUAACAGAGACACUUCAACUCCGGAGAAGAUGAAGUUCUUGGCGCGAUCCUUGCGUUCAAUCAACCCCAAUAUGUAUAAGCCGGUCGAACGGAGCGCUGUUAAACAAGUAAAGAUGAGCAACAGUGAUUCUAGUUUGACGCGCAUCACUGGGUAUCAGUGGAAAAAUAACGCCAAGGGCAACGUGACUGUAACAAUCGUCCCCGGAAACGAUCAGAAAAUUGCCGGAUGGAUCCAGCAAACUUGGACACACGACGGAAGUCCUGCCAGCGGGUGGAAUCAAGCUGGAAUAGAAAUGUUUGACGCAGACAAGAAUUCAGUUCAAAAUGAAAAGAAAUCCAAGAGCGAAUCUGAAGAUCAAUCGAAGACGAGCAACAGUGUUUUGUGGGACAGCAAAAAGGAGCGGAUUGUCAGCGAUUUCUCACCAUAUAAUUUAACCGAUCAAAUGGUCUCCUACUUUGGAUUUGAAUCUUAUGAAAGCAACUCCCGUUGGGUUUAUUUUGAACCUAACGUGAUGAAAGGAGGAUUUGCACUUACUGGGGCCAACUUCUUACGGUUAAACGACGACCAGCCGCUGCUAGAAGGAACGUUCCACCCGACUAUUCAACAAUCAACGUAUCUUGCGUCUUGCUGGGUUCGUCCAUCUGACGGAGUGGCCAGCACGACUGAAGUGGAUAAAAUCACGGGCCAUUUGAAAGCCACCAUAAGCGUUAAAGAAACACACGAAGAAAUUGUUGGCCUGUUGGGACGAAUCAUGCGCAAGGUCGGUGAUUGGUCCUACAUUGAAUUACUGAUCGAUUUCGAUGUUGUCAAGCGUCUCUUUAUCGAAAGUACAGUCGAUAACAUUGGGCGAAAUACAACAAUCAUACCCCAAUUUGCAAUCACAUUAAAGGUUGAUGCCAAACAAGACGGGUGGACGUCUGGCCUGGAUGUGGAUCACGUGAGAUUCUCACCGAUGGUGCACGACUUCAAAGCGACAGUUUACGACUCAAAUAGCGGCCAAGCUAUUUCUGUGAUCGGCUCUAGUGGUUCCAUCAGCCGAAUCGUUUGCUACCGCGGACGUGAAGCGGCAAUUGUAACAGACGUGACUGUCAACGGCCAACAGCAGGUGGAGCAAGUGGCAACAUCAAGUUACACUGGUCGUUUAAUCCCAACGCCCAAUGGAUCGCCGUCAAUCGUCACAGGAGCUAAACAACCACCGAGUCGCAUCGUUUUCUAUCCGGAGAAUGGCGGACUGUACGAAACGUUCGACGCUUACGCUUGGAGGAACCGCUGGAAUGAUUCGACAAAUAAUUCAUCGGCCUGGACGACAGCUCCAGCUCGACUGUGGCACAAUCAUCAACAAUCUCACCAACUCGUCAGUGUUGAUCCUUCCACUCUAUUUGGUGCGGAAUCGUCGUCGGCAGCUAUCCGCUGUUAUUAUUCGCUGAUUUCUCCCGCCGCAUCCAUGACUUGGAAAAUGGCAGGUGGACAAGUUCGAUUGGCCCGAAAAUCUGACAAGACAUCCAGUACAUUGACGUUUCAAGUCCAGCCGGACGCACCACAUACCACCGUGACCGACUUACCUAAUAGCGGAGAAAUUAUUAUGAUGACCGAAGGAGGUCGUUUCUUCAUCUGGAUCGACAGUGUCCUUCUUCUAGACCUUCUAGUUGCUUCUUUAUCUGCUAAAAAUCCUUGGACUUUUUUUGCUUUUGAGGCUCAAGGAAACACCUUCGUCGAGGAUUGCGUUUUCAUGGGAAAUCCACGAACCGAGAUGGAAUUUCUGAACGAAUGGGGCGAGAAGAUGCAAACAAUCCAGCUGGAGUCGGAUAGAUCCGUUCUUGUGUCGCAGACCCUUUACGACGAGCUCGGUCGAUCCGCAAUAACGACAAAAAUGACAAGAAUCACAAUGGAUGACCGGAAGCCCGGAAGUGCGCUGUUGGCAUAUUACUCUGAUUUUGUCAGCGGACCCAUCGAUCCGGCUAAUCCACUUUCAGUUUGGCAAACUCACCGUCUUGAAGGUGAAGUGGACCGUUUGAAUCCAUUUGACGGAGGAGUCCCUUACUCUCGCACCGAAUAUGAAGCUAAUCCGCUGAAUGAAAAACGAGUGGAAGGGCAGCCUGGCCUGGAUUUCGCCGUCAAUGGACGAUACGCAAAGCAAUUCCGGACAUGGAAUAGCAGCAAAGAUAAAAUUGAUGUAAUCGACAAUCAUUUCCCGACGAGUAAAGGCUUCCGGCAUAAAAUGGAAGAAAUGCCGAAUGGAACUAAAAGAGUGGCUGUCCUGGAUCAACAAGAAAACAGAGUGGCCCUUUACAUCUACGUGCCUGGUUACAACCACCUGUUGAGCACUUACGAAUACAAUUCCAAAAAUCAGCUGAUAAAAAUCCUUCCGCCCAUUUAUCACGAUCGUGCUGAUACGUUUUUUAAAUCCGGUCCUUUAUGGCCUAUGACGAAUACGGAAAUGAGCGGUCAGCAACUGUCACCGGAUGAGAUUAAUUGGCAGAAAACUAUGGGCACUCACAUGACGUACGACAAUGCUGGUCGACUUCUUCGGAAAACGACGCCGGAUACUGGCACUUUUGAGUACUAUUACAAUCGAGCCGGUCAAAUCCGUUUACAAGUUCACUUCAGUUCAGAAGAAUCCGACGAAAUCGACAGCGUUGUCUUUUAUGAAUACGACAAUGGCGAAAGAGCUAUCAGCCGGACAGGAUUUUUGGAGCAAAUGCCCAUGUCUAGAGAUAAAUUUCAAAAAUCUUUAGCCGAGGGAACGCUAGCAAACGCCAAAGAUUACCAGUUAAUCGAUCGAACAGAAGCGGAAGAACGACACUACGAUCUUUCCUUCUCGAGAGGUGAACGUAACGCUACGUUCGUGACGCACAAUAUCGAUUACAAUGUAGUGGAAGAGAUGCGCUGGGACGAACAAGAUCGUCUCCUGAAAUCCAGACGAAUCGUAUCCGAUGAGCAUUUCGAUUCAGAAGUCCACAGGACCUACUAUUCACACAGUAACCGAUUGCGAACUCUUCAAUAUCCAUCAGUCAAUGGUGACAACAAUCUGGCCAUCAAACUGGAGCAUCAUUACAAUAAAUUAGGGCAGCUGACCGGAUUGAGUUUGGAUGGCCAGCCUGUUGAUGAAAUUGUCCGUUUCAGCUACCACGGAAGUGGGCAAUUGGCCAGUGAAUACGUUCUACCUGGAAGCCAACACAGUUUUAAUCGGACGUUUGAUUACAAUUCACCUGGCUUCUUACAACACAUUUCUGAUCCUUUCCUUACAGAAUUGGUGUCAUACACGGACGGUGGUUACGGCCGAGGCGGAUCAGGUGACGGAUAUGUUACGCGGACUACAUUUAACGCUACGUGGUCUCCCAACGCUGACUGGCGUUGGUUUCAAGUCUCCGAUAACUCAAAAUUGUUAUUGAACACAUCUACAGAGGAAGUGUGUCUUAAAGCUCUUAAAAGGAAUGGAUACCUGACCAAAACAGGGCGACCUCUCAAAGACUAUUACCCAAUUAUUGACAAACAGAAUAAGUCAUGGAUGCCCUUGAUUUGCGGAGGACGAACUGGUCAACAACUAUCCAAAGUGUUGGCUCAAAAGCGGAUGCCUCGAAUCUACGGCCACCGUUAUUCUUACGGAAAUCACCGGGAACUUGUCAAAGCCAAAUAUUUUACAGAAGAGACUGAAAAGUUGGCCGUUCCUUUCCAGCCGGACACAUUGGCCGAACUGACGGCUCUGAGCAAGCAACAAUCACGUGACAUUUGGAAGCAACUGGAAGAAGCUGGAUUCAUCUUGACAGAUCAGCGGAAAUCCGACUGGUCGACAGCCGUUGCCAACCCUGGCGUAACAUCUUUGGUGAAAAGUAAAGAUUUAAACAAUCGUCUUGUUGCGGCUAAUUCCACUCAGAAUGACGUCACACCUUACCGAUAUCUCAUCGAAAAGAUGAUUUUGAACGACAUCGGAGAAAAGCGGGAUAAGGUACAAAAAUUUGAAGACUUUGAGAAAAUAUUUCUACAGUGGAAAGGCUUCGACGAUGGAUUAAUUACCUCAGGAAUCGAUCAAAUUAAGCAGACAGCUGAUUUAAUCCACCGCAAUGUUCUGGGACAAGUUAAAGACAACUCGGAAUGGUUAGAUGCAAAACUGAUGGAAAUCUUUCGUCCGGUUCAGUAUUCGAAAAACUUGGCCGAUUUCAUCCGCAUCCUGAGCCAGCAUUUCACCUACGGUUUGUGUCAGCAUCCGUUCGAUGUAGCCUCGUAUGAUAUCGACGCCAAUGGUAACCACCGUAAAUUCUACACGGGUUUCAAUCGCUACGAAUUAUUUUACGGAGACGAUAAACCAAAUCAGAUCCGGUCUGUCAAAGUGGAAGAUUUGGGCCAACUAGACGAUAAGAAAGCGACCAAGACAAUGCUUCAUGAUACACAUGGAAACGUCAUCCAAGCGCUUCACAAAGGCAUCGAUCGCAUCGAGUACAACAAUGCGUCGAUGAGGACAAAUGCCAUUUACCUGAAAGAUGGGCGAACGGUUCGAUUCGCCUAUGACGCCCAUGGUGAAAGAAUUCAAAAGCAGGUGAUGGCCAAAGACGGCAGUCUGAUACAAGAAACACGUUAUGUUCGUGACACAGAAGGUAAAGUCCUUUUCGAUCGACGAACUACUUAUUCCUCGGCGAGUUCUUCGCUACUUCCAGAACUGAAAGAUGCAGCGGCUGUAGUCGUGUCCACGUCUUACAUCUACGGCCCUCGCGGACUCCUCGGCUUCGUCCGCAACGGCGCAUUCCACAGCGUGUGGACCGAUCACUCAGGCUCCAUCCGGCUGGUCUUACGAGAUGGCCAAGUGGUGGCUGCUUACGAUUAUCUUCCUUACGGCCAAUUAAUGCGCUCCUACGGAAGUGAUCCGACAGCUGAGAUUUUCUACCGUUACACCGGGCAAGAAUGGGAUGGAGAAACGGGACUUUACAACUACCACGCCCGACUCUACGAUCCGGAUAUUGGACGGUUCUUUCAGCCGGAUCCUCGCGAACAAUACUUCAAUCCGUACAAGUACGUGGGCAAUUCGCCAGUCUCGCUGGUAGAUCCCGAUGGAGAAUUUGGUAUAUUGGCAUUGAUUGGGGUUGCAGUUGCGGCAGCUGCCACCUAUUUUUCAGUAGCGAAAGCCAACCGAAGCUAUAACCCGCUAAAAUGGAAUUGGAGGAGUUUCAGUAAGACUUGGAAGCCAAUUAUUGGCGGUAUAAUUGGUGGUGCCUUCUCUCUCCCAAAGACUGCGCUUAGUGCCGUUUUUGCCGUCGGAGGAGCAUACCUCUCAGCGGCUGCAGCCAACAAAAGUUGGAAUUUCACCAAAUGGAAUUGGAAGGAUCCGGGUACGUACUCGGCACUUUUUGAGGGAGCUGCUACCGGAAUGAGCCUUUACAGUGGAAUAGGAUCGGCUCUCGCCGGAUCGUCGAGCAUGAAACAAAUUCUUUAUGCUGCGGUUAAUAGAGGUGGCCAGGCUUACCUUAGUGCAAAGGCAGCAAAUGACGGGAAAUGGGCACCAUGGAAGUGGGAUUGGAGAAAACCUGGCACAUACAACGCGCUAAUGGGAGGAAUGGCGAGUGGCUUCGGCUUGCCUAACGAUUUGAGUGUUUUGGGCAAAGGAUUUUACGAAUUGGCUAAUAAAAAUCCGAAAAGUUUGAGUGCUAUUGUUCCUAUGUUGGAGAAUUUAAAGUUAAAGCAACUCCUACCAACGCUCGGAAGUAUAGCCGGUUCAAUUGGUAAAGUGGCAAGCAUGGCGAUUGCAGCCCAUUCGGUUAUCAGUACUGUCAACGACGUUUUCGAUCAGGUUAACGGCUGGGACGGCUCUUCCUCGAUUAAAUACGAAUCAUUUCUUAAUGGUCUAUCAUUUAACAAGAAUGCUCGAAGGAUGUUGAACGUGGGCACUAGGCAACAACCUUAUUAUCAAUUCAAAGCAAUUAAUUAUAAAUAUUCAAACGAGUUGAAACCUACCACAGAUAAAAUGCAAAUUGUCAUUGGACAUUCGUUUGAUGUCAUCCGGAAAGAUAUCGUUAAAUUUUCCUUGGGAAAUCUUCAACGCCCUGUAGACAAAACACUUUUGGAGAUUCAAAAGACACGCCCAUUAGUUCUCCCCAAGGACAGAUUGGGCCUUCAAUUUUCGACCCAACGUCAGCAAAGUACAAAUAAGAAACCACAAGCGUCACCAAAGACACCGGUUGCAUCGCAUCGGCUGGUGGCCAUGGAAGAUGUCAAACAUCGAAUGAAAAACCGGCAAAACGAAGUUUUUACAGAUAGAGAGAUUGGAUCGAGCAGUUGCCGUUCAGGAAUAGGAAAUCCUCGUCCUAAAUCGGAAACAUCGAUUGCAACCGUUUGUCGAAUUCCAGUCCCCGACACAGGAAAAUUAAGUCGGCUUAAAGACGAUCCUGUAAGUUUGCUGAAAGAGACGGCCGUUGCCACCUUUUCCAUUAAAGGAGUCGUUCCUAAAGAUGGGCGUGCAAGCUUCGAAUUAAUUCAUGCUGAUGGACCCGGCUACUAUUUGAAGGUGUCUAAAAAUCCUUCCGCAAUUUCCGGCUACUGGUUAGUUCCGGAAGGCGGCCAGAACGAUGGAAAAAUCCGCAUCAAUCCUACGGGUGAAACUCGGCACAUUUUCACCAGUGAAAUGCAAGGAAAUUCUAUUUACAUCAAAUACGACAAAACAAAAUCUGAAAUGGAAGUCUACCAUCACAACCGAAAACGUCCAAACGCCAUUUAUCUCAACAACAACCCAAAAACGACUCUGAAAAUUAAACGGACAACUGACCGAGGUGGUGAUUACGUCAACGAAUCUGGCCAGACAAUCCCAGAGCUGACUGGUGCAAAAGAAUUAUUCGACGCCAAAGGGAAAGUCAUAGACCCUAAAGGUGGUGUGAUUAUUCCAUUGGAGAAUAUUUACCGCAAAGAUGCAAAAGGCAUUUUGCAGAUGGUUAAAGGAUUGAAGGGGAAAAAUAUGGAAGAUUUAAUCAAAGAAAAUAAAGCAAUUAAACAAAAAGAAGACAUUUUGGCAAAAGAAUACGACACUAUCGUGACACAAAAAGAUUACCUCGGCUUCCCGUUCAUCUGGCCCCUAUUGACUGCUAACAAACAAUAUCCACAAAUCUCCGCAACGUUGCUGCUAUUCUGUGACGAUUAUUUCAAGUGGCAUGUCGUUUCGCAGAAAAUUCAAUAUCCACAAAUAUCAGCUAACGCCUCCAUAGAGUCGGCAAAGGAACAAUUUAAAAUACCUUUCCAAUUGCAGGAGUUGACGUCUUUGCCGUUUCCAAUUGGACCCUUAAUGUACACAAAAGCGCUAAAUGUCUCCCAGGCUUCUCUGGCUGUAGAGAUGAAGCCAUCCUUGCAUGAUCGUAUAAAGACAACGGCGGAUAUUCGCGAUUUGGACAUGGGAAAUUCUACCAAAGGGAGAUCACGACGCUCCACCUUGAUGGUAGAAAACAGCAAUACAAAUUAUACCUACAAAUGUCAAUUGAAGAAUGAGGAUGAUACUCACCAUAACAAUUAUUCCAAUCAAACUGAUGAUAUCCUUCAGUCUCCUAUAAAUGUGGCCUCUAGCGCAACUCGCCCUGGCAGCUGGAUCGAUUUAUUUUCUCCUUUUACCGGCCGUCAGGUUCUCUCAUCCAUGGCUUCAGUCGUUUUACUUGAUUCAAUUUUCGAAUUUAUCAAAGUGUCUCAACCUGGUGAUAGAACUGAAAGCAGCCAUCAGCAAUUUGACGAAGUACCAAUAGUAGAACUAUCAUCACAACUUUACUCUGGCCGAAAAGAUUACCGUGACGCGGUGAUGGGAAAUUGUUAUUCCUUUUCAUCGGAUACCGACUGCUUUGAUGACACCAUUGUUUGUUAUGGACAUCGGGGACAGACAAAAGUGUUUUCCCAUUCACCGUCGAUCGACACUUGUCCUCCUCCGUUGCAACAGGAUCAAGACACUUACCAAGACUGCCGACCGAUCGAGUGGCAUGGCCAACCAUCAGUGACCUGUCGUGGCGACGAAACCACUUUCAUUCACACCCCGUACAACACGAAUUCGGCGGCUGCUAAUUUCUUCCGUGCCGUCGACAGUUGGCUGAUUUUAGCUUACGUCACACCCGGAAUUUACAGAGAAACGGUUAGGUUUGUCAGACACGUUAAAAAUGUCUGGACAAACAAAGGAAGAAUUAGUGUCCCUAUCAGCGAUGAAGACAAGCAAUCGUGGAAACAGCAACUGGAAUUACUGGAGAAACUCUUAGCGGAACAACAGAUGCGACAGCCGCAACAAGUCACUUGGGCGUUGCCCUUGAUUGAGGAAUUGCGUCAACAGAUUGGCUCGUUAUGCAAAAAAGACAAUGCUGAAACCAUGGACGAUAUCCGAGCAGUUAAGACGAUGACGGAAAGGUUAACGGCACUCGUGGAAGAUGUAGAAGAAACAGCCGAGGUGCAUACCGAAGAGGACGACGAAGAAGUCUUUUACGAUUGCAUGGAAGAGUUCCCAUCUGCAGACGGGCCUGUAUUUGAUGAGGCAAUAAAUCACGCAGAGUCGAUUUCGACUCGGCUACAUCAUUUGGUGCUUCAGGCUAAGGAAUUUUUAUUCUACAAUGGAAACAAAGUUUCUACUGGGUUUUAGAUGAUGCAACUAGGCCUAUACUAUCUUCUUAUGCUACUAGACCUAUAUUAAUGUUGUUGCGAAAUAGGCACAUUUUUAUGACUGGUGAAAAUAAAUGGAAGCAUUAUAGGGAUAAAAUAUUUCUUUAUUCUUUCAGAAUUUGUUUGCCUAAUAUUUCCUUAAAAAAUCUUAAAACUUAGCUCACACAACACUGUUAUUGUAAGGUUUAUACUUCACGCGAAUAUAGCAAAGAAUAAAGCUAUUACAAAAAAUUUGAAUCGGUACACUAUAUUUUUUUCCGGUGUGCGUAAAGUAAUAGCCCCUCAUGUGCAAAGUAGCCCCUUUCUACGGUAACUAACUGAAUAAAGAAAACGAAUGAAAUAGAAUUUUCGCUUUUUAAUUUUUAAUUUUGGCGAGUUUUAUCUUUUUGCCGUGUAUUAUUCGGGUUUAUAUUUCCCAUUUGCAUGCAGAGUAAAAGGUCUAAAUACAAAUCCCCGAUUCUUAAUUAUAAUUAGUCACAAAAACAUAUUUUCUUUCAUUAGCUUAUAACCCUCCCUUCACAUUCAAAGAAAUAAAAGUUUCACAAUGUU